Molecule: messenger RNA, 360 nt
Organism: Durusdinium trenchii
Lineage: Eukaryota; Dinophyceae; Suessiales; Symbiodiniaceae
Source: the annotation of a GenBank genome assembly
AUGUGUAAAACCCAAACACUUCGCCCCACAAAAUGCCAAGGAGACAAGAACUGUAUACUUGGCAGACCAUCCCCUCACCGCAUCUGCCCGCCACAGGCAGCAGCCUGGACCUUUGUUGCGCCACCCCGGGCAGAGCAGGUCGCCCCAGCUGCGCUGCUCUCCGCGUCCGCCGCAGCGCUGGCGCCUGCGGCAGCACAGGCCAUUGAGCUGCCGGAGGAGCUGGGCUCCAGCGUGAGCAUCGCAGCCCCGUUGGAGACCGUGAUGUUGGGCAUUGUCUUGGGUACCGUGCCCAUCACCGUCUUCGGCCUGUUGGUCUCCGCCUGGUUGCAGUUCAAGAAGGGCCCUACCUUGGGUAUUUGA